Messenger RNA from Haliotis rufescens (red abalone), 2481 nucleotides. Its product is annotated as monocarboxylate transporter 12-like. Lineage: Eukaryota; Metazoa; Mollusca; Gastropoda; Lepetellida; Haliotidae. The record is from RefSeq and is a predicted model, not a curated record. Gene Ontology annotation, biological process: monocarboxylic acid transport; transmembrane transport. The coding region runs from base 455 to 1861 and encodes 468 amino acids. The transcript is spliced from 5 exons. Gene Ontology annotation, molecular function: monocarboxylic acid transmembrane transporter activity.
CAUGUUAUACACGCAAUGUAUUCUAACUGUGACAAGCUGCCUCUGUAAGUCUCCGAGGUCAAAUGCUAGUAGUAUGCUGAGACACGCAUUCAACGGUUACGUUAAAAGUGUAACAUUCUGAAGAUGACGAUUGUCAACAGGCAUGCUGGAGAGAAGCUCACUCAUUGUGUCGACAGGUAAUAACAUUGACCUUUGGUACAUAAUUGGUCCUGGAUACCAUCUGGUUGUUAGAAAGCCGCCUCAAUCGUGGUGAUAGUAACACAGGCAUAAGCUACAAUAGGUUAUAUUCAUGUGUUGUGUGAUUUACAUGGCUAUCACGCACAGAGUUUGAUUAACUGCGAGUUUGAAUAUUCUGAAAUUACUGUGUACACAUCCAUUUGUGUGGCUCCCGGUUAAGAUUUCGUGUGUGUCAACAUUCUUCGUGGAGUCCAUUGCUUUCUGUAUCCAGUGAAACAUGGAGACAGGAGUCGACGUUGACCGUGGGUACGCCUGGGUAGCGCUGGGAGCAGCCCUCAGUAUUCAGCUUAUAGAUGGUAUCAUCAUUUAUUCGUCCGGAAUAUUUAACAUUGCUUUGAUGGAGGUGGUGGAGAAUGACAUCACAAAAGUGUCAUGGAUCGGGUCAACCCUCAUCGGCUCCUAUACAUUACUAGGCCCAGUCGCAGGAAUGGUACAGCAUAGGUUUGGGUCUAAACUAACAGCACUCGCUGGAGGAAUACUGACGUUGUUUGGAAUGGCACUGGCUUCUAUUUGUCGGACAAUCACCGGACUGAUAUUCACAUAUGGAUUCAUUACAGGUUUAGGAUUAUGCCUUGGUGCAAACGUGGUGGGCGUGGUACCUGGACAAUAUUUUAAACGGAGGAGAUCAGCUGCCUAUGGAGUGUGUAUUGCGGGAGGAGCAUUGGGUCUCUUUGCAGCUGGUCCUAUAGCUAGAUAUCUCCUUGAUGAAUACAAUCUACGUGGAGCUCUUCUCAUUAUGGGUGGAAUUUCAUUCCAAAGAUGUAUUGCUGCAUCGUUAUUUCGAAAACCAACUAUUUCCAGUAAGAGAAACAGGACAACAUCAAAGACGUUCGAACAACGGGAUGAGGAAGAACAUGGACAACAGAAUGAUUUAGGUGAAAGUGACCCAUUUCAUCAACUGGAUCAAGUGACCACUGAAGGGAUUUCAACAUCUCCUUGUCUUUCCGGGAACCGGUCUGAGGAACGUACAGAUUAUAUCGAAGCGAGAAGCGGCAAUGUAUCAUUAUUGUGUAAGACUUUCAAACUUGUCACUCAGAAAUCGUUUCUUGUGUACAACUGCAGCAUCGUGCUCUGGUCAUUAGGAGAAGUGUCUGCAGUCUUCCAUUUACCAAACUAUGUCGAACAAAAAGGAAGUUCCCCUAAAGAAGCCGCUAGUCUCCUUAGCGUAAUGGGUGCCGGCGAUUUCUUUUCGAGGAUUGUCAUUGGCUUUCUAGCCUCCGACCCACGUAUUGAAAUGACCGUUAUUCAGGUCGGUCUUGUGGGUGUAGCUGGACUAAUCACCAUUUUGUUCCCUCUUGUGUCUCAUUCAUACCGUUGGCAAAUAGUCUUCAGUUUCUUCUAUGGACUCUACAACCAUGUCACAAAUGUAUUGAUGGGCCCCAUAGUCAUAGAACUGACAGGACUGUCAAAUGUUGCGCUUGGUUUUGGAAUAGUGUAUUUCUUCUGUGGAAUCGGAUAUCUCUCAGGACCAGUCAUCGCAAGCUUUAUUUACCAGAGUACCGGAAUCUAUGAUUAUACGUAUGUAUUUGCAGGUACAUGUUUGUUUCUAAGCUCGAUGACGACAGCUGCAAUAAGUGUAUUUAGAACAAGAGUAGAAUGUGAAAAAGAGUUUGAGGUGAAAUAGUAACAUGAAGACACAUCUAUGUUAAUGGGGAACCAUCAAUGACAACAAUGUAUGCGGGUGUCUUUAAUUACUACACUUCCAGGAACAUUUUUUUACCUUUAUAUUUAUUCCUGAACAUAUACUCCUAACAAUAUAAAUGCAUAGGUAUUAUUGAUUUGCAUAUGUGAAAUACGUUAGCACAUAAACGUCUUUUGAAAAGAACACGUUCCUCAGGUUUUACCCAUCUUCCCGAAGCAAGGGAGUUAGCUGACUAUAAAAGUCCAGUUUCCACCCUGCCAAACUAGGCUGGUAUUAUUGAGUUACAUUUUGGCUUGACUAACGAGUCUAUGCAUAGUCCAAUCAAAAUCGCGCAACGAAAUCGAAAUCCGGUCCGUAAACUGUCAUGAAAAUGUCUGUCGAUUGCAGGAUUUGUAACGCAUGUGCUCCGCCAACUCGUGAUCAACAGACAUUUUCCAAAUCUUUUCAUGUUUUUAAUCAAGGUUCUCGCAUGAUUGGCUGCACUUCGGGAUGUAAGACUCGUUUUAUCACAAUCUAGAUCUUGAUUAUCAAUCAGAUCGUUUUGACAGGGCGCCGCCAUUUUGUUUGAAGCAAAUGCAAGUGACACGAGAGGUGGAAUCUGA